AUGGAUAAGAGUUGGAUGAAGUUGCCGCGAAGUUCGCGAGAGUAUAUUCGCGGGGUUAUGGCGUUUGUGAAAUUUGCACGUGAACAUGAGAGUGCCGGGAUUAUUGAGGGUUACACUGAGUGGAUAAUGCAUGGGGAAUUACUUGUCCCUCCCGUUCAUAACAAGACAACACAUGAAGCUCCCAGGACGCUUCAAGUGGAUAGCAUUCCACUAAAUGGGGGGUCCAGUGGGAUGCAAGACAUGCUUACUGAUGUUUUUGCGAUGCACGAUGUUUGUGUAGAAGUCGGUGGGUCUCAAGUGGGAGUUGACGCCGAAGCUGAAUCCGAGUCUGUGGAUGUUGAAAUUGAAGACUCUAACAGGGUGCCGAAUAAGUUAAGACAAUUGCUAAAGGAUGUCGAUACGCCACUCCAUGGAAAUACAAAACAUAGCAAAUUGGGAGCUAUUGUGCGUCUAUAUAGUAUUAAGUGUAUGAGCGGUUGGAGCAAUACAUCAUUCUCCAUGUUGCUCGAAUUCAUCAAUGAGCUGAUGCAUCCAGAUGCAAGUUUGCCUAAAGACACAUACGAGGCAAAAAAGUACUUGAAGGAUUUGGGCCUUGAGUAUGAGAAGAUAUUGGCUUGUCGCAAAGGUUGUAUGUUGUUUUGGAGGGAAAAUGAAAAGUUGGACAAAUGUACAUUCUGCAAUGAGUCCAGGUGGAAGGAUGACUUAACUAAUAAAGAUGGGUCGACAAAAAGUUUGAAAAAAAAGCCGGUCAAAGUGUUGCGUUGGUUUCCUCUAAUACCAAGGCUGCAGAGGUUGUUUAUGUCCCAUCAUACAUCGCCACAUAUGAAGUGGCACGCUCAAGGCCGUACAAAAGACGGUGUGUUGAGGCAUCCGGCCGAUGGAGAAGCAUGGAAGGCAUUCGAUUCACGUUACCCAGUAUUCGCAUCAGACCCGCGAAAUGUGAGGCUUGGUUUAGCGUCACAGCGAUGGUUGCCUCCGGAUCAUCCAUGGAGAAGAAACAAGAGACGAUUCAACGGUGCGCAGGAAAUGGUUGGUCCUCCCAAAGUGCCGGAUGGCGAUGAGAUCAUGAGCCAGUUAGAGUGUGUUGUCAAUCGGGCAAGGACCGGACAGAAGCUGCCGGUUGGGGAAGUAGAUUGGAAGAGGCGAAGUGUAUUAUACGAUUUGCCUUAUUGGAAAUAUCAAUUACUACGCCAUAACAUUGAUGUGAUGCACACAGAGAAAAAUGUGGUUGAUAACAUACUUGGCACGCUAUUGGACAUGAGCGGUAAAACCAAAGACAACCACGAAGCACGUCAAGACUUGCGUAAUAUGAAAUUGAGACCAGAACUCCAUUCAUUUAUCACGGAAAACGAGAAGACUGACUUCCUGCAAGUGUUCCAUGAUGUUAGAGUGCCCGAUGGAUAUUCUUCAAAUGUAUCACGUUGUGUCAAGCUCAAGGAAUGUACUGUUGGGGGUUUGAAGAGUCAUGGCAAUCACAUAAUCAUGCAACAACUCAUGCCAAUUGCACUUCGAGGAAACUUACCGGAUGAUGUUGUGAGGCCUUUGAUUGAGCUAUGUGUGUUCUUUAGGGAUAUUUGUUCAAAAACACUGAGGGUGGAAGAUCUGGAUCGUCUAGAGAAUCAAAUACCAAUAAUGUAG
This is a messenger RNA of Alnus glutinosa, 1638 nucleotides long. RefSeq lists its product as uncharacterized. The transcript is spliced from 4 exons. Lineage: Eukaryota; Viridiplantae; Streptophyta; Magnoliopsida; Fagales; Betulaceae. The coding region runs from base 1 to 1638 and encodes 545 amino acids. The record is from RefSeq and is a predicted model, not a curated record.